This is a messenger RNA of Eurytemora carolleeae, 4819 nucleotides long. RefSeq lists its product as uncharacterized. Bases 20 to 3778 code for a protein of 1252 amino acids. The transcript is spliced from 31 exons. NCBI's taxonomy places the organism in Eukaryota, Metazoa, Arthropoda, Copepoda, Calanoida, Temoridae. The record is from RefSeq and is a predicted model, not a curated record.
AUGUUUUGAAAUAUAAGAAAUGGACGAGGAGGGACAGUUUGACCAGCCGGAUACAUUUGACCUGGAACUAGAGCUAGUCAGAUGGGUUAAGAUUGCCGGAGUAAAAACUAUUCCCCCUGUAAUGUGUAAACCUGCAGGACCUAUUAUUCAACACUAUGGACUAGAUUCAAAAUCAAGAUGGCGCGAAGCAGUUUGUAUCAUGAUGCUAGUAUCAGAUCCUCACAUUACUAAUGACGGGGUCAACAAGCUUGGCCGCCAGCUAGCACAGCUCUUCAGACAGGAUUUACAGUUAUGGGAAGUAAAAGCUCGUCAGCUGCAUGAAUGGGUUAAACGUGGUUUAACCAAUGUUAAACUUCUGGACAGAACACUAGCAUACUUCCAGAAUCAGACAAGUUGGUUGCAGUAUAUUAAAACCUUAAAGAAUCCUAUACCAAUGAUAGAAUCUCCAGGAUUCCCAGGAACUCAAUGGAACGAAUUCUAUUGGAAGGAACAGACUGUAAUGUUACUAAUGCAGGAACAAGAUUUCUCAAAUGGAAAAAAUCCAGAUUUCUGUUCAAGGUUGUUUGGUGAGGAGCCGGGAAAAUGGAAGUUGAAGAUGGAACAGUUUAAAAGAUGGAUAGAAAAGGGGAAAAAUGAUCCUCUGCCAGAGUACUAUGGAACGGGUAAGAAUUGUCCAGAGUGUGGAUUGUUUCUCUGGGAUACCAGGAGUUUUCUCAAGCACAUGAAGAGAAAUCACGGACUUAAGAUACGGGACAAGGAGAAGUUUAAAGAAAACUCAUUUAAUACACCUCCUCAACUUUACAUUCCAGGAGAAACCUCCGAUACAGAGGAUAGUUCAGCGUGUACUCCGACAGAUCCAGGAGACAGAUCCAACCCUCUCUCCUCUCCUUCUCUCCCCUCCAAACUAUCUCCGUCAAGGGAAUCUCCCACUCUUCCUCCUCUCUCUUUCUCUCCGUCCCAACCUGUCUCAUCUGCUUCCCAUUCCAGCAAGCUGUAUACCCCGCAUAGAGCAACUAAGAACUCUAUCGUGAACUAUUCCUUGGAUUCUUCGGACUCGGAACCCUCGCUCCUCAGUCUAACUCUACCGGUUCGAACUGCAGCUAGCAGGAAGGAGAGUCCUGCCAGCACAGAUGAAUUAGUAUCAUGCCCAGAAUGCAAUUACAGGUGUUCCCACAGCAAGAUCAUUAAUCACUUAAUCAAGUGUAAAAAAGCUCAUCAGGCCAAUAAACCUGACCCUAGUCCUCCUCAGAAUAAAAAGAAAGCCGUUUCUUCGCCACCUAAAGACCGGACUGAGUCCCCUGCCGAAUUCCGGCGGGGUGCGUCUCCGCCAGCUGUCCGCCGUGAUGUUACUCCUCCUCCAAAGACGCCCCCUCUGCCAAUCACUGAGAUUAAAGAAUCCUUGAAUGUGAAGUCGAUAGUGAAGAAAGUGUUCUGGAAAAAGUACGAGGCCGAGCGCCUGGAGCACGAGAGAAACAUGCUAAAGUUGAAAUCCCCGGAGCCCUAUAAAUCUCCGGAUAGUUCAUAUCGGUCUCCGGAUGGCCACAAAACCCCGGAUCCGGACAAACCACCGUUAAAACUAAAAUUAUCCCGCAAAGAAGGUUGUCAAGAAACUCCUUGUUUUGAAAUAAAUAAACCAGUAAUAAGCAGUAUUUUGAGGCAACAGAAUUUUCGUAGAUUUUCUGCUAGUUCUCCUCAGGAGCCAGGGUCUCCCUGUUCACUUCCCAGAUCACCGGUUCAUGUCAUAUCCAGCACCUCCUUAUCUAGUCCUAGCAGGGUACCAGAACAUAAUCAGGAGAUAACUGAUAUUCGAGAUUAUUCUACUAAACCCCAACCAUCUUCUGAUGUUAAAAAUGAGCCUGUAAUCAUGAAUGAAUUAAAAAAGGACUCAAUUCCCAUCUUAGAACCAGCUCCGAGUAGUGUUAAACCAGCGGAACCUAUUCUCCAGAAUUUUAUUUCUGAAUCCGCCGACGUUGGCCGACUUGGCCGACGACGAGGACGAAUGAUUGCAUGUCCUCUCUGCGGUGUAGAAUAUGCUCUAGCCUCUAAUCUUGAGAAACAUAUAGACAAGGAUCACAAAGACACAAGUAAACCCGCAAAGAAACGCUUUAGAAAAUCUUCAGAAAUGUCGCCGCCCAAGAAAAUGCGCAAAUUCCGUGGAGAUUUGAAAGACACAGUUUCAAUAACUGAUGUUAGUAGUGGUCCAGGAAUUGUUGACCCGGUGUCUAUCUUGAACCCAGAUCAGGUUUCCUCUACGGAGACUGCAACGCCUGAGGUUGAACGGCGGAAGUUGACGGAAUACGAGAUAUUUCAAUCCCUUCAGCUGCACGCGGAACGGAAACCUGAACGGAAAAAGGUUUCCUGUGAUAAAUGUGGCAAACUUAUACCUCCGAAUAAUAUCAAAAGACAUCUUGAACGACAUGAAAAGAUAAAAUCUGGAGAAAUCACUAAAUCUCCGGGACCUGGCCGGAAACUUAAGGUUUCCAACCAGAUAAAAUGCGUGAAAUGUGAGAAGAUGUUUCCGAAAAACCUGAUUAAGCGGCAUUUAAUGAAACAUAAACGAGAGGAGAAGGUUCAAGCUAGCGAAGAAGAAGGGAUUGGUAUACCAACCGGUCCGGUGGAAGACGACCGGAUUCCUUGUGUGGAAUGCGGGAAAAUGUUACCGAAAAACGCGAUGAAGAGGCAUAUGAUGAAACAUGAGGUGGAUAAUCUAGAUUCUGGAACAGUACUGGACGCGGAAAAUAUCAAAACUGAAGUGGAUUCAGCUGACAGUAUGGAGGCUCCAGAACCGGUUCAGGAGAAGAGAAAGUUAGAAAGAAAGAAGAUGAGAUGUGAAGAGUGUGGGAUGCUCUGUGCUCCAAAUACGUUCAGGAGACAUUUAGACAAACAUAGAAGAGGAACAGAGGUAUCUAAUAAGGAAGUUUAUGCUCCUAUUGAAAUAACUCCAACUAAGGAGUAUUGGGAGAUGCAAAGUACAGAACCUUCUCCUGGUUCAUCAAGUGCAACACAGGCAUUACCAAUUAGUACCUCAAGAUUACCAAGCACACUUCCGGCACAGGAGAGAACAAGAUCUGGCUCGGCCCCUACCGGAGAUACAGAGAGUAAAAUAGAACAGGUCGUGAAGGCCGUGAAGACCAGUAAAGCAUCUCUCAAAGAUUUCCAGGGUGAAGAUGAAACGGAUUCCUGUUCAACAAUAAUAACCGCGAAAGACAGAAAAUCCACUAACGAGGAGGAAACAAAGAUGGCGGAAGAUAAAAUGGCGAGAGAUAAUAUGGCGGCAUCAAACGUGGAGAAAAAUACGAAUCCAGUGGAAAAAUCUGAACCAGUCUGUAAAGACGGAGAUGAGAAAAUCAAUAAGAAUAUUAAGGAUCUGAAGGAGCAGGAGCGCUCAAGAAUAUCAGGAUCUGAAGAAGAAGGGGAAACCUCUCUGGAACUAGCCGUCAGGAAAGUUGUGAGCUACAAGAUGACUCCAAAACAAGCUCUAACCAUAUACAAUCUACAAGCCAAGGUCUUGUUUGAUAAUCUACUGGGAGAAACUGAUGAGGAUAGAAUGGCUAUUCUCAAUCUUGUUGAUUUGACCCCUGCCGGCGAGCAGAAGAUUAUUCAAUUCUGUGUCAAGAACGAGGAACAUCUCAGCUAUAAAUCUGUUAUUAACUACGUUAAGGAGUUGAAGUUCAAAGAUGGAAAUACCGAGUUCAAUCUGUCAAGAUUACAAGCAUACAGAUGGUGGUACGCAUUCAGGAAGAAAUUCGAUCUCAAGAUUACAGCAAAGAAGAAAUGAUAAAUCUGUUGGCGGUUCUGCGAAAACCUCCAUUUUGAAUUUAAGAAAUUUAUUAAGAGUAGAAUCCUUAGAAUCGAAGACGAUAUUUAUGCAUUACAUAAUUGAUUUAUCAAACAUGAUCUACCCUACCUUUACAGAUCCAAGAUACUUAUCGCGCCAUAUUUUGUUCAUACGUAAUCGAUGCCAUUGCGUGACGUUUUGAAUUCCAAGAUCUGAUUCUGGCUCAAGUAGAGUCAAGAAUAAAAACAGUAUUUGCUUUUUAAAAGUUGAAUAUUAAAUAUUGUUAUUUUAUGUAAACCAUGUUAUAUACAGAUAUCUAUUGUUUCUCAAAAAGAACAAAAAACAGUUAAAAUCCUCAUUCCUUGGCAAAUUCUCCUAAGAGAUUAUGUCGGGCCUAUGUAUUGUAACUUGAAACCUCUUUAACAAUUUAUGUAUCCAUUUAUUUAUCAGUAUUUUGCAUUUAUCAAACCUAUUUUUACAGUGCACGCUGUACAUAUUUGAAUAUUUGAUACUUUUCGACUGUCCGUAUUUUUAUCUCAAACUAUUCGUACAAAAUCUCGUUGCAUAGCUAGGGAUGGGUAUUAUUAAGGUCCGUCUUUAAACAUUUUAGGGUUUUUUAAUUAUAUCUUAUUUGAAAAUUGCUCAAUAAGUUUGGACUUCUUACAUUUCGCAAAAUAAUUACUCUGAGCAAUGUUGUUCACGAAAAGCAUUUUUAAAAAACUAUUUUCCAAACUUUUUGAUGAAUAUCUUUGGUAGGAAUAAAAGCUUUGAAUGAAGUUCAAAAGAAAACUUCAGAUUUUGCUGUUCCAUCACAUUUCAAGUUUAUUUAGAACAGUUCUAAAGCCUAAAAGCUUUGAAUGUUUAAAACCCGGAUCUUUUAAGGAGGCCCUUAGCCCCUGUUUAUCUAGUUCUCAAACUCAAUAUUAGAUAUAUAUAGUACUAAAUUAGUUACCUAUCAGAAUGUAAUUAAAAUGUUGAACCGGCUUUUUGUCGGAUUGUUUAACGAUAUGUUUCGCCCGUUUACUUACAGUAUUUUUCAGA